This is a messenger RNA of Cotesia glomerata, 1295 nucleotides long. RefSeq lists its product as uncharacterized. The coding region runs from base 221 to 1156 and encodes 311 amino acids. The record is from RefSeq and is a predicted model, not a curated record. The transcript is spliced from 6 exons. NCBI's taxonomy places the organism in Eukaryota, Metazoa, Arthropoda, Insecta, Hymenoptera, Braconidae.
AAAAAGAUGUUCAUGUUAUUCUAUCGUAUGCUUAGUAGAAAGCGGCCAUUGUUUUAAAUUAAUGCGCAUCACAACACAUACCAUAAUUAUCAUUAUUAAUAUUUAGUUUUAAUUAAUUUGUGUUUAACAUCACAUAAUAGUAUCAUAACAAAUUAUUUAUGUUAAAAUUAACAUAAAUCAAUUGAGCGAGGUUUAUUAUUUGAAUCUUAUAUCAAAAGUCAUGCCAGCAGACAACGAUGAGAGCGGUAACGAGAGUGACAGCAGCACUAGUAGUAGUGUUACAUUCAAGAAAAAACCUACAUUCAAGAUCAGUAAGGUUGCUCAGUUAGCACAUUCUGUGAAACCAGGACAGAAAUUAAUUCCUGUGACAAAUGGGAAACCGAUUAAAAUAAUAGGCUUCCGCCCUUCAUUAAAAGAUCAUCCAGGAUCAUUGCAAACGGUUAGCGUUUCUCAAAAACCUCCAGAGCCUCCACAUAAUGGUGGCGAACUUUCACAGAAACCAGGAGGGCCGUUACAGAAUUCUAAAGAAGAUCAACACCCGGCAGGAAAAGUCCUUCUCGACAUUUUAAACAUUACGCAAAAUAACACUUUGUUAUUGAAUGAAUUAUCAAAAAAAAUGGAUAAACAAGGCGAGCAAUUAUCCAAAUUGUCGCAAAUUGUUCAUCAGCGUGGAAAUCCAACGAUUGCAUCGACAAUAGCCAAACCUGACUUCGUACCGUUCCACACUGCGGCGGAAGUUAAAGAAUAUGAAAAAGCUACAGAAGAAAAUAGAACUAAAUUAAGAAAUUAUAUUAGUGCUUUUAAAGGAGGAAGAUGUGUAAUGGAUAACGUUCGAUAUAUUUUGAAAAAUAAUUUACUCAUGAUGGAGGAGCUGUUAAUCACUUACAAUUACUUUGAACCCAGUAAAGGGAAACCAAACACUUUGGCUGGUUCCAUGCUCGAUCGUGAUUUUCUCUCGGCUUUAAGAUCGGUGUACCCUAAUUUAACUGUGCAACAAUAUCAUGAAGCUUUAAAAACUGCACUGAAAGCAGCAGAUUCUCGAAUGAGAGUAAAAACUAAAUCCGCCUCAGAACCACCGAAAAAGAGGAAGAAAAGCACGGAUUUUUCUGAAGAUUUUUAUUCUAAGUCAUCUGAAAAUCAUCCUCCAGUGGAUUAGCAUUUCUCAAAUUAAUAUUUUUUAAUUAAGUAUUUUUUUCAUUUAAAAUAUAUAUUAAUUGUAAGGAGGUAUAUAUAACUUAUAGAAUGUCAACUAUUUAGGUUACAGAAACAAAUAUAAUUUUCUAUUUUAUUACAAA